GAUUUGGCAAUUAUAAUGAAAGGAAUUCUCUUAGCAGUUCAUUAUUUACAUGAGAAGAGAAUUAUUCAUAGAGACUUAAAACCAGAAAAUAUUAUGUUUGCUACAAAUGAUAUAAGAAGUGUUAAAAUUGCUGAUUUUGGGUUAAGUUUCAAGUUUGCAUCUGAAGGCAUGUUUUACAGCUUACUAAAUAAAAAAUGUGGAACCAUUAUUUACAUGGCACCUGAAUAAUUUAAAGAGAAAUUUGUAUUCAAUUGCAUUAAAUAGAUAGUAUAGCAAAUAAAUUGAUUCUUGGAGUUGUGGAGUUAUUAUGUACAUGUUAUUGAAUUCUGGUUAGCAUCCCUUUUAUAAUAAAAAUGAAACAAGAGAUCAAGUAAUUAAAAAAAUAAUGAAUCCAAUAUGGCAUUUCUCAGAUCAUAUGAAUCCUCUUGCAAAAGAUCUUAUUUAAAAAUUAACUACGAUUGAACCAAUAGAAAGAUAUAGUGUUGGAUAGGCAUUAAUUCAUCCAUGGAUCACUCGUAAUUUCUAAGAUAAAAUACCAUUAACAUAUAAUGAACAAAUCUCUUAAUUUAUAAAAGACCAAUAAAUUCGAAAUGUAUUAAUGAUAUUUAUAUAUUCUAGUCUUUUAAAUUACUCUUCUUUUUAUAAUAUCUUAUGAGGAAUUGUCCUAUCCAUUAACCUUAUCCUGAUGAUGAAAUCUUAUAAAAAUUAAGUGAUAGGAUAAAAUUAUAAUAACAGUAUUAAUCAUUGCCCAAUCCUUAAUUAUAAAAAUAAAGAGUAUUGUCAAAUAAUCAAAAAAUAAAAAAUUUAAGAUCUACUAGUCCCAAAGAUUAGAAAUAAAGGUAAAAAUCAAAAUCAAAGCCAAAGACUUCAAUUGAGAAUUUAAACACUCAAGAAGAUUAGAAAUAUACUAUGUCUUCUUUCAAAAAGUGCUUUUAACAAAAAACCACAGUGAGACCUAAAACAAUAGAAUAAGCAUUGAAUGAAAAUUCAAUAAAAUCGAAAUAAUUUAUCAAACAAAAAUUAGAGUUACCUCGGUUAAAAAAAAAAUGA
Paramecium sonneborni is the source of this 1050-nucleotide messenger RNA. Lineage: Eukaryota; Ciliophora; Oligohymenophorea; Peniculida; Parameciidae. The record is from the annotation of a GenBank genome assembly.